ACGGGCAUGGCGGAGGCGUCUACGGAAACAGGGUCUCCAGAGAGUAAAACGUAUCUUAAAAGCAUUUUAACCAUUUUUGAAAAAAGUAAAGAUUAUGAUUUAAUAAAGCAGUAUUUAGAAGACUGUAUAGGCUCAAACCAGCCUUCUGAGGAUGAGAAGAAACGAUCUGCGGACAGUUGGCUAUACUGGGCCAGACAACAGACCAUGUUGAAGGUUGUGUCAGCUGAAAUACCAGAAGGUAUUCUACCACAGGGCCUCAGAGGCAGAAUACUGGACGCCAAGGUCUUUGCUAAAGGACGUCCAGACGACCCAAUUUACGACAACCACCCAGAGAUCAGGGCAAAGGUGGCAAGAGGCAAUUGUUUUCUUGAGAUAGAAAAUGGAGCUGAUAAAAGUGCCACCUGCUGGAUUUAUGCCCUGAAAAAGUUUACAGGAGGAUUGGGAGACGAUGAUGACACAGACAGGGAAGAUGAUGUUACAUGGAGGAGGUAUUUCUUAAAGCCUUUGGAGGAAGCCAAAUGGGUAGUUUGUACGAGAAAGGCCAAUGGAGAGGCAGGUCACUUCAGUUGUAGAAAACUGGCUGGACAUUACAUGUUAUGUGCAGGGUCAAAGAAUGUCCACAUGGUUUUCAGGACAAGAGAUGAUAUUAAUAAAUACCAAGAUGGCAGGUUUCUGGUGGCGAAGGAGGUGUCUCUGGCAGUCAUGACGCUACUGGAAGAGAUGACAGAGGAAGAAAAAAUCAGGUAUAAAUUGGAAAAUAGUGCUCUCAGUAUGUGGAAUUAGGUGUCAGAGAGUACCCCAAGUUUACUGGAAAAUAUCGUCAGAAUGAUGUCAUCAUGUCUAUAGCAUUUGUACUGAAAGUUAACUUACCAAAGUUUCCUGUAGAAGUCCUUUAGGACUGUAUGGGACUCAAAAGGAAUCUUAUAGGACUAUCAGAUGUUCUACAGGACUCUUUGGGACUCGAGAGGAAUUUUAUAGGACUAUCUGAUGACAUGUAGAUGUCAUAUAGGACUCAAGAGGAAUCUUAUAGGACUCUCGGGUGUCCUAUAGGAUUUUACUCUAGGACAUACCAGUAUGCCCUAUAGGAUAUUAGAGGGAAGUUCUGUAAGGGUUACUAGUUGAUAGUAAACUGACAUUUGGAAUGCUUAAAAUCUGUUCAGACUUGGCAUUUUUCAUGCUUCUGUUCUCAUAUUUCUCUCGGGCAGUUUAUUAUAAUGCUGAACUAAACAGAGUUCAUUCCCAGUGAGCUUAAGGUGGCGGGAACAGGGGUAGCAGUGUUGUUGUCUAGGUAGGGUUGAGGAUGGAGUACUGUAAUUGAUUUCAACAUGUUUACAGUGACCACCAUGAAAAAUAGAAUGUUGGUUUGAGUGAUGAAUCUUUUUAUGUACAGACACAGAUGUGUCUGUACAUAUAGCCA
Messenger RNA from Lingula anatina, 1417 nucleotides. RefSeq lists its product as uncharacterized. NCBI's taxonomy places the organism in Eukaryota, Metazoa, Brachiopoda, Lingulata, Lingulida, Lingulidae. The record is from RefSeq and is a predicted model, not a curated record.